AAGAGAUGUGGACAAAUUGGAGAGAGUCCAGCAGAGGACAACAAAAAUGAUCAGGGGGCUGGGACACAUGACUUACGAGGAGAGGGUGACCGUGUAAUUAUGGACAGAGACCACAACCAUCCUCAUCAGAGCCAUGCAGCCACCACCAGAGCUCUUGCUCUCCACCACCACGGAGAAUUCCUCCAGCCGGGGGUCGCUGCUGCAGACCUUGGCUAAGGUGUAAGUGGAGGAGCCCUCGAAGUCGAGGGAGAUGUAGUGAAGUCCACCAGAUGCUAGGCACAUUCCGUAUUCCACAGGUUGGCCUCCCAGGACUCUGCUUUCCAUCCUGCACUGCUCAUUGGCCCCACAGGAGGCCUCCUAUCUCUCAACGAUGCUGUUGUCUUUGCACCAGCACCACACCCAGUAGGAGUCACUGGCAUAAUACGGCAAGCAUGGACCCCUCUCAGCUCACUAUCACCACUGCUGUUGUGAGCAUUGUAAACACCUUGCUCAUUAUCCUGGAGUAUAUGCAGAACCAAGCUAAGAGACGCCAGCACGAGGACAUGGACACAGACGUUCCUGAAAGUACGGGCUGUGGCAAUUGGAACAUCAUGGUAGCAGUGCGGCUGGUUGUUACAGUGGAACACCGACUCAGAGCCAGGCAAACAAACACAGACUGGUGGGACCACAUUGUGUUGCAGGUAUGGGAUGAUUCACAGUGGCUGCGAAACUUUCGCAUGCGUAAGGCCACUUUCCUGGAACUCUGUGAGUUGCUUUCCCUCACUCUGAAGCACAGGAAUACCAAGAUGAGAGAUGACCUGACAGUUGAGAAGCGAGUGGCGAUAGCCCUGUGGAAGCUUGCAACGCCUGACUGCUACCGGUCAGUCAGGAAUAAAUUUGGAGUGGGCAAAUCUACUGUGGGGGUUGCUGUCAUGCAAGUAGCCAAUGCAAUCACUGAGCUGUUGCUAUCAAAGGUAGUGACCCUGGGAAAUGUGCAGGUCAUAGUGGAUGGCUUUGUUGCAAUGGGAUUCCCUAUCUGUGGUGGGACGAUAGACAGAAUGCAUAUCCCCAUCUUGGCACUGAACCAGCUUGCCAACCAGUACGUGAACUGCAAGGGGUACUUCCCAAUGGUGCUGCAAGCACUGGUGAAUCACAAGAGAUGUUUCUUCGACAUUAACAUGGAAUGGCCAGGAAAGGUGCAUGACGCUCACAUAUUUAGGAACUCUGGGCUGUUCGAGCAUCUGUAAGAAGGGACUUACUUCCCAGACCAGAAAAUUACCAUUGGAGAUGUUGAAAUGCCUAUAGUUGUCCUUAGGGACCCAGCCUACCCCUUGCUCCCAUGGCUAGUGAAGCCUUACACAGGAAGUCUGGACAGUAGUAAGGAACAGUUCAACUAUAGGCUGAGCAAGUGCAGAAUGAUGGUAGA
Messenger RNA from Gopherus flavomarginatus (Mexican gopher tortoise), 1405 nucleotides. RefSeq lists its product as uncharacterized. The record is from RefSeq and is a predicted model, not a curated record. The transcript has 2 exons. NCBI's taxonomy places the organism in Eukaryota, Metazoa, Chordata, Testudines, Testudinidae. Bases 270 to 1226 code for a protein of 318 amino acids.